CGACGUACACACGCGUUUUGUUAUUUUGCGCGAUUAAUUAAUGGCAAAAAUUAGAAAAAAAUUUAAUAACGAGACGAAAUAACGAAAACACCAGCGGCCGAGCAAGUGUGCGUACGUGUGCGUGCGAGAGUGUGUGUUAGUGCUGUGUCUGUGUGGGCGUUUAUAAAUAAAACGCUGCGAAGCUGUGUGCGAAAAGCAGACGCGGAUAAAGAAGUAAAAGAAUGAGCGCAACCAAAAACAAGAGCGAAGGAAAGAAAGAAAGUGUUUUUUAUUGAAAUUCGUUGAAAAGUUUUGAAUUUACUUAAACCGAAAGGCGAAAGUGCAACAGAGCUAAAGAGAGAGCGAUAAAUAGCGAGCUAUCCUAUCCGAAACCGAUCUGAAUCAGAAUCUGAAUCCGAAUCCGAUUUAUCAACCUGUUAAGCGAAGUGGAGCCACAAACCGAGUGCUUAAAUGGAUGCAACAUCAAUAAUAACGCAAGUUUCCCGCGACGACGAGCAACUGAACGUCUAUCCCAGCUAUCCCAAUGACAAAGAUGAUGUGGAUCGUUUAAAGCCACAGAAGCGAGGAUUAUUCCAAUCUCUGCUUUGCUGCUGGCGACGAAACCGAACGAAAACCAACCAGAAUGGCACACAAAUCGAUGGUUCAACAACACCGCCACCACUACCGGACCAACAAAGGUACCUACUACCUCAGGUUAGGCUUACCGAUAUGCACAGAAAGUGCAUGGUGAUCGAUUUGGAUGAGACCCUAGUGCACAGUAGUUUUAAGCCCAUACCGAAUGCUGAUUUCAUAGUUCCCGUGGAGAUCGAUGGAACCGUACAUCAGGUAUACGUUCUGAAGCGACCGCACGUGGACGAGUUUCUGCAGAAGAUGGGCGAACUCUACGAGUGCGUUCUGUUUACAGCAUCACUAGCCAAAUAUGCAGAUCCCGUCGCCGAUCUGCUAGACAAGUGGAAUGUGUUUCGUGCAAGACUGUUUAGGGAAUCAUGCGUUUAUUACAGGGGUAAUUACAUAAAGGAUCUGAAUCGUCUGGGGCGGGAUCUUCAAAAGAUCGUCAUUGUCGAUAAUUCACCGGCCAGUUAUAUCUUUCACCCAGACAAUGCAGUUCCUGUGAAAUCCUGGUUUGACGAUGUUACCGACUGCGAACUGCGCGAACUGAUCCCACUCUUUGAGAAGCUUAGCAAAGUUGACUCCGUCUACUCGGUGCUCUGCAAUUCGAACCAGCCGCUGAACAAUCAGUCCAACCAGCAGCAUCCACAGGAGCUGCAGCAGGCGCCGAACCAGCUGCAUCAGCAGCAGCAACAGCAACAGACCAUCUCUGCCACGACAGUUAUUACCCAGGCAACCACUCUGUCUGCUCCGACCAUGUUGAACCAGCAGCAGACAAGUCCGCCCAGCCAACAAAGCGAGUUGCUGCAAAAGACGUAACAUCAGUGGGAACUAAUGUUUAUAAAUAUAUGAUAAAUUGUAUACAUAUUACAAGACCAAGCAAGCCGACAAGCAAGCAAACAAAACAUCCCUUUCCCAAACCGUUCACUCAUUACCCCAGGACGACUGAGAAUGGGGCGACGAGAUGAAAACAACUACCAUUUGCUAUCAACUAUAAUCCCCAGCUCGACAGCUAGGCCUAAGCAUAAGUUUUAUAUGAUAUACAUAAUUUUUACAGAACCCAAUUUACACGGCACAUUUGUUAUUUAUUCUUGUUUUGCUCUACCAAUUAUAAUAAUUAUUAUUUUUUUGUGUUUUUUUAAUUAACUGCUAAUUGCUUACUGCGUUUUGCUGUACCCCAACUAAAGGGUAUAUUAAAUCCAAGCAUAAGCCUCUAUUUUACCCAAUAAUCAUAACUCUGUAAGCGUAUUUAAUGGUAAACCAACUGAGCAGGCAAAAGAUUUAAAUGCAUAAAACAAAAAUGAUAACUAUACAUAUGAACAGAGAGAUAAAAUCAAAUUCAAAUAGCUAUAUUUAUAUAUAUUUUUUAUUAAAAAAAAAGAAAACAAAAAGAAAUAAGAGUUAAAUGGGGAGAAGAAAAAAAGAAAACUAAAAACCAUAUAUAUAAUACGUGUACUAAAACAAAUUUAUAUAUACAUACAUACAUGGAUAUAUAUUUAAGGCAUGUGUCUACACAUGUUUCUAGCACUUAGGCAUGUAUAAUAUUUCGUAUAUUUAUUAAAGAAUUAAGCUUAAGCGUGGUCUCCCAUUCACGCUUGAUCGUUGGCACUGGUAAAUUUUAAAGUUGGCAUAUGGGGUUUGUCCCAUAAAUGGCUUCAUCGUAUCACAUUCUGGUUUCCUGAAUCGUCUCUCAGUCUUGAGUGGUGAGGCCGCGCUUAAAAGAGCUAAGUUGCAUUGCAAGAGGGUAAAAAUGGGCUAUCUGUAAGCCACUUUGUAAAGCAUCUAAAAGUCUGCGGCGCGUCCGUAGUUAAUAUAUAAAGAACCGCUUCGGCUGCGCUUGGCGGUGGUCCAAAAUCGGGAGUUUCCUUUCGAUCCUGUUCUGUACACACAUUCAAUUCAAUCUGGCAUAACGAAUACCGCACUGUCCUAGCGCAAAUUCUAAUUGCCGUCUUUGGAACUCGGCCAAGCGCAGUCGUAAAACAUUGUAUUAGGCUUAAAGGAAAAUUAUACAUUUAUAUAUUUUAACCGAUUUAUGUUUAUUGCCCCUCUUAUCAAGUGCGCUUAUGAAACGCAUUGCAAUAUAUAUUUACUCCUAA
Messenger RNA from Drosophila yakuba, 2705 nucleotides. RefSeq names its product phosphatase Herzog (gene hzg). Lineage: Eukaryota; Metazoa; Arthropoda; Insecta; Diptera; Drosophilidae. The transcript has 6 exons. Gene Ontology annotation, molecular function: RNA polymerase II CTD heptapeptide repeat phosphatase activity. The coding region runs from base 451 to 1428 and encodes 325 amino acids. The record is from RefSeq and is a predicted model, not a curated record.